Molecule: messenger RNA, 434 nt
Organism: Scophthalmus maximus (turbot)
Lineage: Eukaryota; Metazoa; Chordata; Actinopteri; Pleuronectiformes; Scophthalmidae
Product: thyrotropin subunit beta-like
Exons: 2
Coding region: 1-432 (143 amino acids)
Biological process (GO): G protein-coupled receptor signaling pathway
Cellular component (GO): cytoplasm; extracellular region
Molecular function (GO): hormone activity
Source: RefSeq, a predicted model, not a curated record
AUGCCUUCGUUUGUGUUAAAAUGCAUGCUGCUGUGUGCGUUGACGGGUGGGACAGUGUGUGGCUGCGUGCUGAAGAAUCACACCCUGUGGAUUGAGAGGCAGGACUGUGCCCAGUGUGUGGCUAUCAACACUACCAUCUGCAGUGGCUACUGCUAUACACAGGACACCAAUUUGAAGGGGCGGUUUGGGAGGACGUUUCUGAUCCAGCGCAGCUGUGUGCCCCUCUCCCUGGUGUACCAAGCUGCCAGUUUUCCCGGCUGCCCCCAGGAUGUCACCCAGCAGCUGUACUAUCCCGCGGCCCGCGGCUGCGGCUGCAGGCGCUGUGACACACGCAGCCACCACUGUGUCCGCACCAGGCGAAUCUCUUUAGACCAAUGCCCCGUGACACUGGGCGGUUUGGAGAACCAGAAUCGAUCUGCUUUAGAGAUCUGAUA